Rotaria socialis is the source of this 2493-nucleotide messenger RNA. NCBI's taxonomy places the organism in Eukaryota, Metazoa, Rotifera, Eurotatoria, Philodinida, Philodinidae. The record is from the annotation of a GenBank genome assembly.
AUGCUUUGGCCAAACGUUUUCUUGCUUUUCUUGGCAAUCGUAUGGCCCUUUCAAUCUGUUGAUGCUAGUCAUUUUUCAUCAUUCGGUAUUAAAGAAUAUAAGAUUAUUCGUGCAGUUCAUGAUGAAACAAAUACGCGUCGAUAUAAACGAUCCAUUUUGAAAAAUAAUCCGCAUCGAAUUCUUACUCUUGAACUUGAUGAUAAAAAUAUUACAUUGAUUUUGAAAAGCAUAAAUGAAUUCUUCGCUAACAACGCAGAUAUUCAUCUUGGUGCAUCAACUUUUCUUCCGAUUAAUUCUUCUAUUCUUUAUGAAGGCUAUGUAUUAGAUCAUCCUGAAACUUCAUAUGUUACUGGUGGAUUUUAUUCAAAUUGGUUUGAUGGUAUUAUAAAAUUGUCAAAUGAAACAUGGCAUAUAGAACCAACUCGUAAAUACGGCAAUACUUUAGUCGAUUUUGGUUCAUCAAUUAUAUACAAUGCACUCGAUGUUGACAUGACAAAAUAUAAUAGUAGUGAAGCGUUGCGGUAUAAACGAUACAUUAUGAAUGAAGAUGAAGAGUCAUUACCAUCUUUUUGUGCAUUAAAUGAUAAUAAAAGACGAGAAAAAAUGCAAGAAGAAGCAGAACGACUAGUUCAAGAUAAAUAUAAUGAUUUCAAUUCGAAAUCGUAUUUCACACGAACAAAACGACAAUCAACAAAUAAUACAGAUCGAGAACGCACUUGUUGCUAUAUGUACAUCCGUAUUGAUCCAACUCUUUGGGAUAUUGUUUAUAGAAAUGAAGGACUGAAUGAAAAAGAAGCAACUAUUCAUGCACUGGUUACAUUUUUAUAUCGUGUAGUAACAGCAGCAAAUGCAAUAUAUCGUUCAGUAAAAUUUGAAUCAAAUGGUGAUUUUCUUUAUCGAUUUACACUAAGAAUACAACGAAUUCGAAUUUUAACAUCUGAUGAUUGUAUGCAAAAAAAUAUAACACUAAGUGAAACAAAUAUAUGCCGUUCAUUUCUUGAUUCAAAUGUUUUAUUAACAUGGCAUUCAGUUGGAAAUUUCGAUGAAUAUUGCUUGUCAUAUUUAUUUACUGCAAGAGAUUUUGGUGAUGGAACAUUAGGUUUAGCAUGGAUGGGAAGCAUUCUACCAAAUAAUCGUGGUGGUAUUUGUGAAAAAUCUGCAAAAGAUAUCUAUGAAGGACAACGGGUUAUCAAAACUCUCAAUACAGGAAUGAUAACUGUUAUUAACCAUAAUACGAGAACAUCAGCAUUAAUGACAGAAUUAACAUUUGCUCAUGAAGUUGGACACAAUUUAGGGGCUGAGCAUGAUGAUGAUAAAUGUGGAGAAGGUACAACAUUUGGUCAUUAUAUAAUGUAUCGAAGGGCAACAACUGGUCUUGAAGAAAAUAAUAAUAAAUUUUCAAAUUGUAGUAUGAAUAAAAUGGGAUCUGUUAUGAUUUCUAUUAAAAAUCAACUUCAUGGAAAAACAAACUGUUUAGCAGAGUGCUCGCAGGUUGGCUAUUGUGGCAAUAGGAAUGUUGAAGAUGAUGAAGAAUGUGAUUGUGGAUUUAUUUCGGAAUGUACAGAUCAUUGUUGUUAUCCAGCUGAUGUGUCCGACGCAAAAUUAGGUUGUAAAUUGAAACCUGGUGCUCGUUGCAGUCCAUCAAAAGGAACAUGUUGCUCCGAUCAAUGUACUUUUCAUUCUACUACACACAUAUGUCAUAAAGAUAAAGCUAGUCAAGAUUGUAUUGGCGAUGUCCUAUGCGAUGGUAUUCAAGCGACAUGUCCUCUCAAUGAUACACAAUUUUUUAAGCGAAUAGAUACACCAUGCAAUCUAAAUACGGCAUUAUGCGAUCGAGGGGAAUGUAACAAAAGUAUAUGUACCUUGAUUGGUCAAAGUGAAUGUACCUUAACCAUACCAAAUGUUGUUGAACCAUUACGUCAGCGAGGAAUUGAUCGAGAAUAUUUGUGUCAUAUUGGCUGUUUCGAUAAACAAAAAAAUUCGUGUGUAGAUACGCAUGUUCUUCUUAUGCCAAAUAAUUACAGUAAAACUGGUUAUGGUUAUAAACAUCGACCUGGACAUGCUUGUGCUGGAACAGCUGGAUAUUGUGAUGUAUUUGGUAAAUGUCGCGCUGUCGAUGCUGAAGGUCCAUUAUCUCGAUUGAAAAAUAUGUUACUCAAUGAUGAGAAUAUACGUACGCUGACUGAAAUCGUUCAAGAAUAUUGGUGGGCUUUGGUAUUGGGUCUAUUAGGCUUACUUGGUUUUAUGAGUAUUUUUGUAAAAAUUUGUUCAGUUCAUACACCUUCAUCAAAUCCACGUUUCAAACCUGCGCGAUCGUUUUCAUUUACACAUGUACCACAUGAUUCUCGACAUCGUGGUCAACGAAUUCCUCGUCAGCUUACAUCUCCAUCACGACAAAAUGCAACCGAACUUAGUUCAUCACAACAGCAGUCAAAAGCAGAUGUACUCGAAGCAUCUUCAUCAAAUAAAAAAGACAAUGUUUCUCGUGUUUAG